Messenger RNA from Symbiodinium necroappetens, 582 nucleotides. Lineage: Eukaryota; Dinophyceae; Suessiales; Symbiodiniaceae. The record is from the annotation of a GenBank genome assembly.
AUGAAGAAUCCUGUGAUGUCGUCCGAAAAGGGCCUGUACGUCUUCGAGAUAGGUUCCGGAACCGGCGGCACCUCUUCCUUCGUGCUGCCGGUGCUAAAUCCGCACAGUUCCAGGUAUGUUUUCAGCGACCUGUCGCAAGCAUUCCUGACCAACGCUCGGGCACGAUUUUCGAGGUUCUCCUUCAUAGAGUACUCCAUCUUCAACGGCGACAAGCAUCCUGGUGAUCAGGGCUUCAACAGCCACGAGAUCAGCGCGAUCUUGGCCACGAAUGUGAUCCACGCCACCAUGCACUUAGCCUCUACCAUGGCAACGAUCCAUGUGCUGCUGCGGCCGGGUGGACACAUCGUGUUCAACGAGGUGCAGAAUCCAGGAACGCUCAUUGAGGAUCUCACCUACGGCCUGACAGAUGGUUGGUGGAUGCUGACGGACACCGAAAGGCGGGUGACAUAUCCGCUGCUUCGGGUAGCCGAGUGGCAGACCCUCUUCACCCAGUGUGGCUUCAAGAACGUCUGGACCACGCCCGACGAGGCAAGCUCAUAUGAAGGGCCGCUGAAGAGACGUCAGACAAUCCGGUGCUGCUGA